AUGCAGCUUGCCGAGGAGCUCGGGCGAACCUGCCAUGAAAGUUAUAUACGUACAGCAACACAUAUUGGACCGGAAAUGUUCUAUUUUAGAGGGGAUGACGAAGCCACUAGCAAGUACGGCGAAAAUGGUUACAUCCUAAGACCGGAAGUUAUCGAAGGCUAUUUUUAUUUAUGGAGAUUGACUGGUAAAGAGAAAUACCGCGACUGGGUUUGGGAUGCUAUAACGUCCAUCGACAAAUAUUGUCGAGUUGAAGGAGGGUUCGCUGGCCUGCAUAACGUUUACGAUCCGUCGAAGGGUCAUGACGAUGUUCAGCAGUCAUUUUUUCUCGCAGAAACACUAAAAUAUGCGUAUUUGACAUUCACUGACAAGUCGGUGAUUUCACUCGAUCAAUGGGUAUUCAACACUGAAGCGCAUCCACUACCUAUUAUGGGUCGAAUUCGGCAACUAAGUGAGCGUGCUGUGCGAAGAGUGAAAACGUUUGUUAGUCGUCCGAUCAAGGAGACAACUAUGCUACGGUUUGUCAGCAAAGUCGAGGCAAAAAAACAAGCUGAGGAGUCAGGCAGGAUUUCGGCACGCGAAAUGAAGCUUGGCGAUGAUCCAUUCCCUAAGCCGAAGUUACGAACCUCGAAGAGCCGUGAGAUCACUUCAGAGGCGAGUUCGCAUCUCCAUUAUGCAAGAGAUGGGCCCGACUUACAUCAACUCAAGAGUGUUCCUCAAAUGCCAACGAGCUACCGCUAUGGUGAUUUACCAAGCGGUUGUCAACUCGUGCUUGGUAACAAGAACAACAAAGGAAAAUUGAUUAUCGACGAUAAGCCAUUCUGGACGGAGCAGCGCAAACCAACAGAUGAAGACUUGGAAGAGAGCGGUACGGAUGACGAAUUGCAGAUGAGUGCUGAAGUUGCGUUGGAUGUAUACGAAGGAAAAGUGAAGCUCGUCAACAUGCCUACAAUACCGGUUGUCCUUGAUCCAAUGAACGAACUACGCGAGUUACAACGACGAGAUAAACUAUUCUACUCUAAGGAUGUUCUCUUUGGUAACUCCGUUCGUAGCAUGAUUAAUCUUUGUGGUAUGUAA
Molecule: messenger RNA, 1074 nt
Organism: Angiostrongylus costaricensis
Lineage: Eukaryota; Metazoa; Nematoda; Chromadorea; Rhabditida; Metastrongylidae
Source: the annotation of a GenBank genome assembly